This is a messenger RNA of Candidula unifasciata, 176 nucleotides long. The record is from the annotation of a GenBank genome assembly. Lineage: Eukaryota; Metazoa; Mollusca; Gastropoda; Stylommatophora; Geomitridae.
GUCGUGUGGGCACCCCGCAAUACAUGGCCCCGGAGGUGAUAGAACGAAGGCCCUAUGGCAAGCCAGUGGACAUGUGGGGCUGUGGUGUGCUGCUGUUCAUUCUCCUUGGGGGCUACCCUCCCUUCUGUGGCACCAAGGAGAGACUCUAUGAGAUGAUUGUCAAAGGCAGCUACCAU